GGUGUUUCCUUCCCAACCCCUCCAUUCCUUCAUAGGGCCAGAGUUCUCUAUGCAUAAGCUCGUGUCAUGCUCCCUAGUAAUCAUGGAGCACAUACGGUGGGUAAAUCACUCCGGCGUCCCAUUAUGAAGAAUAUAAGUUCCUGGGUUGGGAAAUCAAGUUUGGCGUCAAUAGAAGCUAUGGGUUCAGCAAUUGGGGGCAUGAGCGGAAAAAGAGCUAGGUAUGUGAAUUGGAACUGUAUUCAAUAAUAUUUACAUCUACAAAGCUAAUGCGCAUACUCUAGUCCCUCCGUGGCUCGAUCAAUCGCGUCGAAUUCCUCGAAAACAUGGCAACCUAGUCAUGGUAUUAUCUUCAAAGACGCUUCUGCCCCAGGGUCACCGAGACUUUUGAGUACGACUACGGUAGCAAAUCACGAACAGACUUUGGCAUUUCAUUCAUAUGUCGAAGAUAAUUAUGUUCUGGCAAACGCGCAUGUUGAAAACUCGAAGACUCGAAGGGCGAAAGUGGCCAAGGAAGAGAUAUUGGAGCCUGAAAUAACAGCAGAUGUUCAAGAAUUAGCAGACGAGAUUGAGGAAGAUCCUGCUAGGAAGGAACUUCCCAAAUCCGAAUUGGCAUACCAAAUGACCGAGGAGUUGUUCACACAGGCGAAAGAGGCCGCACCAGAGACACCGGAAUCCUACUGGUCGCAUACUUUAUAUCGAGGGCCAGAGGAAGACGGUAUUCCUAAAAAAGUUAAGAUACACUAUUGUCGGAGUCUACAAACUACGGAAGAAACGUUAAAACGUUAUUUUUUGGGCCAAAAGCUCGUCGGGUUCGACAUAGAAUGGAAGGCGGAGGCUCGCGUUUAUGAUGACGCAAAAAAGAAUGUGUCUUUGAUCCAGCUGGCAACGGAAGAGCGAGUCGGACUUUUCCACAUCGCAUUGUUCCCCCAGAGUAAAGCCUCAGAAUUGGUGGCUCCGACUAUGAAGAAAAUUAUGGAGGAUCCAGAAGUGACGAAAGUAGGCGUGGCAAUUAGCGCCGAUUGCACACGCCUUAGAAAAUAUCUUGGUAUUCAUUCAGUCUCUAUAUUCGAACUUAGUCACCUGUAUCGGUUAGUCAAGUACACCGUUUCCCAGGAAUACGGUUUGAUCAAUAAGAGAUUGGUCGCCCUAGCAAAGCAAGUGGAAGAUCAUUUACAUCUACCACUGUUCAAAGGAGGGAGUGUUAGGUCUAGUGAUUGGACUCGAGGAUUAUCAAUUCAACAAAUUUCAUAUGCAGCUUCAGAUUCUUAUGCCGGCUACCACCUCUACAAUAUACUAGAGAGCAAGCGCCAAGCUCUGAAUCCGAUGCCUCCACGACCCUUUCAUGCCGACCAGAACAAGCCUAUUUACGUACCAAAACCCACACCAACUUCUACGAGGAAAUCCACUCGAAGUGGGACUAAGCAAGAUCAUCCUCUGCUUGACCCGGAACCCUCGCCCAAAGAUCUCAAACCCGCCCUUGAAGUUCCACUUGAAGCCGCAACAGAAAUAGAAAUCGACCGAGACAUCGAAGAAAAAAUCUCCACCCCAAAUCGUCUCCCAUGGAGAACCGAUCGUUCACAAGCUUUUAAACCUAGUCUUGGAGUUCCCAAGGAAACAAGUCAAGCACAACCAGUCCUCACCCGUGACGAUUCCGAAGCAUCCUCCAUCGCCCUAGCAGCUGAUGUACUUAUCGUCCUCCAUCUCGCGGCGAAUCCAGAAACGAAACUCACGCGCCCAAUCCUCAAGGACUACUUCAUUUGGUAUCAUAACGACCACCUUUCUAUUUCACAGAUCUUCAACCUAUUCACUAAGCCAGGAGCUCGAACAGCAGCUACCGGGACACAACGUAUAGCAAGCCAUAUAUUGAAAGCGAUUUCCUGCGAUAAUCUACCGUUUGAUAGGCACAGGUUAAGAGAGGCUUUGAAAGAAAUUCCGGAAGGUGUUGCUUGGGCUAAAUAUAGGGGAUUAGUAGAGGCUGUUGAUACUGCGAAAAUCUGAUAUAGAGACAUGGAAGUAUAAGAGGCGUUAUAGAAUUGGAGUUUUGAUUGAGGAUUGAGGAUAGGCAUGAGGUGCCUAUAACAUGAUAUUAUACACCAUGCCAAACCAUGAUUUUGGAAAAGGUACUGUGAAUUUGUUUUCAAUUUCUAAUGGAUAUGGGAAUGUACUCUGUGGGGCGCUUUCUGUAUACUAUGGGACUUUUGUGCAUCAUCGGCAGGAUUGAGACGGGAGAUAUUACCAACAGAUUUCAAUAUUUUUUAAGCAUAGUCGCUAUAUGAUGAAAUAACUGUGAUAGAACUUUGAUGCGUCUUUUGACCUUGGAAGACUGGAUUGACAUUCAUAAAUCAUGUAUCAAUUCUCCACCCACAACUUCAAAUAAUUCCCAUUUCAU
Sclerotinia trifoliorum is the source of this 2389-nucleotide messenger RNA. The record is from the annotation of a GenBank genome assembly. NCBI's taxonomy places the organism in Eukaryota, Fungi, Ascomycota, Leotiomycetes, Helotiales, Sclerotiniaceae.